Messenger RNA from Centruroides sculpturatus (bark scorpion), 2248 nucleotides. It is a transcript of the gene Mccc1, whose product is annotated as methylcrotonoyl-CoA carboxylase subunit alpha, mitochondrial-like. The transcript is spliced from 16 exons. Gene Ontology annotation, molecular function: methylcrotonoyl-CoA carboxylase activity; ATP binding; metal ion binding. Bases 79 to 2166 code for a protein of 695 amino acids. Gene Ontology annotation, cellular component: mitochondrion. NCBI's taxonomy places the organism in Eukaryota, Metazoa, Arthropoda, Arachnida, Scorpiones, Buthidae. The record is from RefSeq and is a predicted model, not a curated record.
UCGCCCUCUGGCGACGAAAAACGGCGGCGCGUGAUUUUUCCCUCCGUGCCACAGAAAUCUGCUUUCGUUUCCCGGGAAAUGGCCACUUUCAAUCUUUUUAAUUCGAUUAAAACCCAAAAUACUAAAUUAUGUCCUCUGUACAGAAUUUGGAAGAGAAAAUUAUCGGGAGAACCGAUUAAUAAAAUUUUAAUAGCCAAUCGAGGAGAGAUUGCAUGCAGAGUAAUGAGGACCACCAGAAAACUCGGAAUACAAACGGUUGCAGUUUAUAGCGAUGCAGACAAUAAUUCUAUGCAUAUGACAAUGGCGGACGAAGCCUAUCUCAUUGGUCCUGCACCUUCUCACUCAAGUUACUUAAACAAAGAAAAGAUAUUAUCCAUUGCCAAAGGAUCGAAUGCUCAGGCGAUCCAUCCUGGUUAUGGAUUUUUGUCGGAAAAUGCCGAAUUUGCAGAAUUGUGUAAACGUUCCGGAAUAAUUUUUAUUGGGCCUCCACCUUCGGCCAUUCGUGAUAUGGGGAUUAAAAGCAAAUCAAAAAAUAUCAUGAUCGACGCAGGUGUUCCUGUAAUUAAAGGUUAUCACGGUGAAGAUCAGUCCAACGAAAGAUUAAAGGAAGAAGCGAAUAAAAUUGGAUUUCCCAUCAUGAUUAAAGCUAUUAGAGGUGGAGGAGGCAAGGGAAUGAGAAUAGUUACAGACAUGAAAGAAUUUGAUUCUCAACUGGAAUCUGCAAAAAGAGAAGCAGUGAAAUCUUUUGGUGAUGAUGCCGUAUUGUUAGAAAAGUUUAUUAAAAGUCCAAGACAUGUUGAAGUUCAGAUUUUUGGAGAUCAACAUGGAAAUUAUGUUUACCUUUUCGAAAGAGAUUGCAGCGUUCAGAGGAGACAUCAAAAAAUAAUUGAAGAAGCACCUGCUCCAGGAAUAACUGAAGAAGUAAGGCAGAGACUUGGAAAAACAGCUGUUGAAGCUGCAAAAGCUGUCAACUAUGUAGGAGCAGGCACUGUUGAAUUUAUAAUGGAUGAAAAUCAAGAUUUUUAUUUUAUGGAAAUGAAUACAAGAUUGCAAGUGGAACAUCCAGUAACUGAAAUGAUAACCGGUACCGAUCUCGUCGAAUGGCAGAUCAGGGUUGCUGCAGGUGAUAAACUUCCUAUGGAGCAAAAAGAUAUAAAUCUAAGAGGUCAUUCGUUUGAAACUAGAAUUUAUGCCGAAGACCCUCGAGAUAACUUCAUGCCAGGCGCGGGACUUUUGGAAUAUAUGACUGUUCCGUCUCCUUCGGAAGAUGUUCGAAUUGAAACGGGAGUGAGACAAGGUGACGAAGUUUCAAUUCAUUAUGAUCCCAUGAUUGCAAAAUUGGUCGUCUGGGGUCCAGACAGGCUUUCAGCACUUCGGAAGCUUCGUCAUUCUCUGUCAGACUACAACAUUGCAGGUUUGAAGAACAACAUUCAGUUUCUGAUGGAUCUUUCGAGUCACCCAGAAUUUGUGGCAGGAAAUGUGCACACGAAUUUUAUUUCACAGCAUUAUGAUCAGUUGUUUCCGCAGAAAAUCAUUCCGGAUAACCUUCUCUGUAUGGCAGCUUUAGGAAUUGUUUUAAAUAAGAAAUAUUUACCAGUAGUAGAGGAUCCUUUUUCAUUUCAAGAUGGAAAGAAAGUAAAUUCGUUUUCGAAACAAAACAUUAAUCUUAAGUACAAAGAUAACAAUUAUUCCGUCGACGUUGUUUAUGUAAAUAACGGAUAUGAGGUAAUCGUAAACGGUAAAAAUUAUAAAGUGACGGGUUUCUGGAAGGAACGAGACGGAAAAACAGAAAUUGUGUGCAGUGUAAAUGACUUUGUCACCACGGCCGGAAUAAACGUCUCCGAAAGCGGAGUUCAUCUUUUUACCAGGAACGGCGUGUUUGAGUUUAAAAUACCAGAACCUAAAUUCGUGAAUUUGGAAAGUGUGGGGAGCAGUUCCGGAGGACCAGUAGCUCCGAUGCCCGGCAUCAUAGAGAAAAUAAUGGUGAAAGAUGGAGAUGCUGUAAAAGAAGGUGAUCCUCUAGUAGUCAUCAUCGCUAUGAAAAUGGAGUAUGUUAUUAAGUCACCACAUUCUGGAAAAGUAGUUAAAGUGUUACAUAAAGUAGGUGAUAAUGUUUCUAAAAAUGCCCUUCUGGUUAAAUUAAUGGAGAAUACCGAUAACAAAUGAUAUUUGUACAAACAUUAUUGAGAUUUUUAUAAUUAAAAUGUAUUUUAUUUUAUAAAUAAAUCAAUUAGAUUGUUUCAAAAAA